AUGAUGCCCAGCCAUAGUACUCGCGGUUUGCCUAAACCCGCGGCACAUGAUUUCUGGUCUCCUCCGACAGCACGCCAAGUGGUCAAAGAUGGAGAGCGCUCCUCGGAUCUUAAAGCUCGCCUGGAACACACGAGCACCUCCAAUCGAGGUGUUCUUCAGGGGCGAGUGCCUGUUUUGGGGUCUAUGAGGAGGUCGUCCUGGCAGGAAGGACUGGAUCUGCUUUACACCAUGCUCAAAUCCAAGAUCCAAGUCGACACAGUUUGCUUCAACACGGUCGCCACGAAGACCGAGAAGCAGCACUGCUGGUUGUGGGCGGUGCACUUGCUGCCUGUGUGCCAGUGCGCUGCCCUCGUGCCAGACCAGGUGGGAUUCAACAUUGCCAUCUCAGCCAGCAGCCGCACAGCGUGGCGGACCUCCUUGGACCUCCUAGGGGCCCUCGACGAGGGGCGGCUGCGCCGCGACGCCUUUGGCCUCAGUGCUUCCCUGCGUGGUUGCAAGGAAGCAUGGGUUGUUGCAGCGGCGCUUCUGGAUUCGGCGGUUCGACACGGGGUAUCCUUGAACCUCGUUGUUUGGAAUGCGGCCAUCCGAAGCACCGGCUCAGGAAGCUGGUGCCAAGCCCUUUGCCUCCUUCGUCAGGUAGCAGCUGAGGCGUCGCCAACCUCUGCCUCCUUUGGCGCAGUGCUGCACGCCUGCCGCAGCGCAGGCGCCUGGCAUACAUCCGCUUGGCUUAUGGAGUCGUCGGGCUAUGCUCGCGUGCCCCCCAGCGCGGUUAGCGCCACUUCGUUGCUUGGGGCAUUCAAGGAGGCAGCUGUGGCUUGGACGAGGGCGCUGGCAGUCGUUUCAAGACUUGUUCGAGGCAAGCUUGAGCCAGAUAUGGGCUUCCAUCGGGUUUGCAUCGCAACGAUUGCUAGCGACUGGAUGCGGUGCCUGACGGCGAUGCAGCAUGUCACGUACACAGUGUCGGAGGAGAUGCUUACAGAUCUUUCUGCUGCGGCCGCAAAAGCUGGUCAGUGGGAGCGCUGCUUGGCCCUCUUACCUCUGGGGACACUCCCAGGGGUGCGACACAACACGGUACUGCGGGGGUGCCAAAAUGCGGAGAUGUGGGAAGCUGCUUUCCAUCUGCUUGGCAGCUUCGGCUGGGAUCGUAUUCAGAUGGACCAGAUCAGCUUCCACACGACAGCGGCAGCUCCCACAGACCCAUGGCAAUGGGCUUCUGCAGUGCUUCGGGCCAUGGUGGUUGGCAGGCUUCAGCAAGAUGUCGUCAGCGUGAACACGGCAGCGGCAGCCCCGUUGGCGCGUGGGCGGUGGCGGCAAGCACUGGAAUGCUUCAGCCAUGCCUCCACAGUGAGUAUCAGAACGGACCGUGUGGGCUUGAGCACCAGUAUCGCCGCCUACUCAGCGGCACUUCACUGGCAAAAUGCCGCUGGCACGUUGCAUGCCAUGCGCCGGCAUGAACUGCCACAAGAUGUGCUCGGCUGCAAUUUGCUGCUGGGGUGCUAUGCGGACGCCGGAUGCUGGCAACUGGCGGUGCAGUUCCUGCUGGCCGAAAUGUCCAUGAUGUCACUUCUGGCAGAUGAGACUAGCUGGAUCUCCACCCUGACCUCCUGCGCCGCAGCAUCACAGUGGGAGCUCUCCAGGGAGCUGCUGGCCAAGAUGCAUGCUUCCAGACUCGCUGUCUCCAGCGUGGCUGCCAGCGCGGCUAUCAGUGCCAUGGCUGAGGCAUCACUUUGGCAAAUGGCUGGCGCUGUGCUAGAAGACAUGCAGCUGGAUGAGAUGUUGCCGGAUGAGGUCCGUGACUUCAUUCAGACCCCGCAUCACGACACGACAUUUGCGUUUCACAGGGCGCAGAAGAUGACGUCACCAUGGGAGCUGCUUCAGCUUUGGAAGGACAGUGGCCGCUCCGCCGACGAUCAUGUGGCCCAGCUACAGUUGCCGCUAGUGGUGGACCUGUGUGGCAGCAUUGUACCACUUGGGUCGGCUGACGCGCGGCCGCGGCACCAGCGAGAGCAAGGCCUUGCCGGCAUGAAUGCCAGUUGGGAUCGCCACGAUGCCAUGCAGAUGGGCUUGCAGGACGAGCCAGGCUUUGCGGACUUGCUGGAAGCCGUGCGCGAGGCUGUCCCCACACUGGACCAGAAGGGCCUUUCACGAGGAGUGCUCAUGGGCCUCGGGGACACACACGAAGACCUGCCCUUCGCGCACGCGACGACUCCGUAUGCACACCUUCAGCGCGUUAUCGCUGUGGCCGAUGCGGCCUGUGCAAGGCUGCAGGCCUUUUGGAAGGAGGCUGCACCGGAGGCACUGGAUGACAGGGACUUGGGAUUUCCCCUCUUCGCUUUGUCCCGCUUGGCCAUCUACAAUGAGGACACUUUCGCUAUGGGCUCUUCACACCUUGCGGCAAAGAUCCGCUGGCCAGAGACAGGUGCAAAGGCCGAGACACCAAGAAAUUUGCCCGUGGCGGCGCUAAGGCAGUGGCUUUUGGCCUGCAACAGCGUUAACCACUCCUUGUCCGAGCAUGAGAGCCCGAUUGCUGAGUACAAGCCAGAGGCCGGCUGGGCGAACGAGGAGCACAGCCGCUUGCAUCAGAUGGCGGGGGCCUUGGUGGUCUUCCGCAACCCUGACCCUUUGCUUGCGGACGUACUCAAUGAAGUUCUCCGACGUCCCUUCGGUCAGAUGAAGCAAAGCAAGGCCGUCGCACUUUACGGGCUGCAGGCCGUGCGCUUGCUCAGCGAAUCGGGCGCCCUGCGCACAUCCACGCAGAUUCCAAGCUCUCUGACUCGCAAGCUCGAGCAGAGUCUGGAAGCAAAGUCUCGAGUGAUCCGCAGGCGUUCCAAGCUGGAAAGCGAGGUGGGCCGCGCCCUGCAGCUAUGUGGCUUCGAGCCCGUUCACGACGUGCUGGCCGCACCUGGCCUCUCAGCAGAUUUCCGGUGCCUCCACCGCGGCCGAGUCUUCUUCGUGGAGGCGCGAGUCGAAACUACUGGUAACGUGGUCUCCACGCAACCAGAUGGGCUCCCGUUAGCUUGGCAUGGCGGCCCUCUCUCGUCUUGCUGGGCCAGCAGACGCCAUGUCGAUGGCCCAUCUCACUUCUGCGUGCGCCCGUUCUGGCGCCCUCGCGGCCGCACCACACUGAAGCGAAGGCUCUUUGCCUCCAUGGGGUGGCCUCUUGUCUCUGUCCCCUACUGGAUUGCUGCAGCUCCAGGCGCCUAUGCUCGCCGGGAUCUGCCUUCGCGACCCCCGGCACUCGAAGCGGGGCAUGAAGAGAUCGAGCGCCUGGUCACCAGGCAAGGGAUACGAGGGCCAUGUGAGGGCCAUGUGAGGUGCCUGGUCUGCUGUCAGGGGUUACCAGGUUACCGUGCUGUGAGAAGGAGCGCGGCUUCAGUGGUUUCAGCGUUCGUGUUUCUCAGCAUGCCAAGCAGAGAGUUUAGGAGUUUAGGGGUUUAG
Molecule: messenger RNA, 3438 nt
Organism: Symbiodinium natans
Lineage: Eukaryota; Dinophyceae; Suessiales; Symbiodiniaceae
Source: the annotation of a GenBank genome assembly